This is a messenger RNA of Zea mays, 909 nucleotides long. NCBI's taxonomy places the organism in Eukaryota, Viridiplantae, Streptophyta, Magnoliopsida, Poales, Poaceae. The record is from RefSeq.
AACCCAUUUGUAUUUCCUUCCGCAUCCUUCACACUCCGGCUACCACCAUCUCUCACCCCCCGCCGCCGCCGGCUCCAACUCCCAGCGCCCCGCCGCGCCCCGCCGCUGUCUCCAUCGGAGCUCCCUACCGACUGCCCCGAACCAUGGCAGCCGCAUCAGCGACGCGCCGCGGCCUCUCCUCUCUCCUCCUCUCCCCUUCCUCCCGCGCGCUCCGCCGCCGCCUGGGCCCCCUCGCCGCCGCGGCCGCCUCACCGCACGUCGCCCCGUGGCCCCUUCUCGCGCCGCGCGGGGCCAGGACCGCGUCGUCCGGCGGGUCCGGGCACUCCCCGCUGAACGACCCGUCCCCGAACUGGAGCAACCGGCCGCCCAAGGAGACGAUCCUUCUCGACGGCUGUGACUACGAGCACUGGCUCAUCGUCAUGGAGUUCCCCACCGACCCCAAGCCGUCGGAGGAGGAGAUGGUCGCGGCCUACGUCAAGACCCUCGCGGCCGUCCUCGGAAGUGAGGAGGAAGCAAAGAAGAAGAUCUACUCAGUGUGCACUUCAACAUACACAGGAUUUGGUGCAUUAAUUUCAGAGGAGUUAUCAUACAAAGUUAAAGGAUUGCCGGGAGUUCUAUGGGUGUUACCUGAUUCGUAUCUGGAUGUUCCUAACAAGGACUACGGAGGUGAUCUAUUCGUAGAUGGUAAGGUCAUACACAGACCUCAGUUCCGAUUCAAUGAGAGGCAGCAGGUAAGGAGCAGGCCUCGUCCUCGUUACGACAGACGACGCGAGAUUGCCCAAGUGGAGCCGAGGGAGACGAUGCAAAGAGGCCCUUCGACGACGCAGCAACAGAGGCCGUAGUACUCGAAUACAGCCAUAUAAAAACUAGGAAAUUACUUCAUCUAGCGAUUGCCAUUAACUGUUAUUG